Somion occarium is the source of this 936-nucleotide messenger RNA. Lineage: Eukaryota; Fungi; Basidiomycota; Agaricomycetes; Polyporales; Cerrenaceae. The record is from the annotation of a GenBank genome assembly.
GUCAAGAGGCCUCAGUCGUACAUUCCACUGGUUCUUCCGUACACUCACUACCUUCCUCUUACUCAGUACUCUUCCGCCUCGUUUCGCAAAAAUACAACCAUGGAUUACCAGAAUCGCGUUGGUUCGAAGUUUGGUGGUGGAGGUGUCGCUGGGGCUUCAGAAACCAAUGUCGACAGGCGAGAGCGGUUGAGGAAACUUGCUUUGGAGACUAUUGACCUUGCUAAGGAUCCGUAUAUCCUGCGCAACCACCUUGGCUCGCUUGAAUGUCGUCUCUGUCUUACACUUCACACAAAUGAAGGGUCUUAUCUUGCACACACUCAAGGAAAGAAGCAUCAAACCAAUCUUGCUAGACGUGCAGCGCGCGACCUUAAAGAGACACAGUUGAUGAUUGCACCUGCACAAAGCAAUAUACAGCGAAAAGUCUUCUUGAAGAUCGGUAGACCAGGAUACCGAGUGACUAAGGUGAGGGAUCGAGACACAGGAAAGGAGGGCAUGAUGGUACAAGUCCAUCUUCCUCAAAUCAAGCCUGGAGUUAUCCCUCGGAGACGAUUCAUGAGCGCUUGGGAGCAGAAGCGAGAACCUCCCAACAAGGCAUACCAAUAUCUCAUUGUUGCUGCUGAACCAUAUGAGACCAUCGCCUUCCGAAUUCCUGCUCGUGAGAUCGAGGAUGAAUCCGAUGAUGCCGGGUACUGGAAUUGGUCACAUUGGGAUCCCGAUACCAAGCAGUACAGUUUCCAGUUCAUGUUCCGUCUCCAGUACUGAUUCUUUUGUACGUAUAUCUGUAAUCUAUGACGCUCUUUGAGCUACUUUCUCCUGUUUCAGGGUCCAGAAAAUUCCCAUUGAUUUGCAUUAUCUCCGCCUUGGAUCUGAAUAAUCACGGGCUAACAUGAUAUGGGUACGUCCAUUGUCUUGGGUGUGGGCUAAAAGGUGCAUUCC